AUGGCCGUCGCUCUCAUCGCUGGCAUGGGCAAGGAGCUCGAUUUUCUCCAAGGAAAUCGAUAUUCAGUGGCAUUGCUGGUGUUCUUCGUUCCAUAUUUCCUGUUUGAGAUCCCCAGCAAUAUCGCCCUCCGAAAGGUGGGAGCAGCGUUGUGGCUAUCCUUCCUGACAUUCGCCUGGGGAAUGAGCGUGCUAGGCUCGGGAUUCGCCCAUUCCUGGACGGUCAUUGUGGGCUGUAGGAUCCUUAUGGGCGCGUUCGAGGGAGGUUUCAUUCCUGGGUGCAUGUACUUGAUCAGCUGCUGGUACGACCGGUAUCAAACGCAGAAGCGCAUGUCGGCCUUCUAUGCCAUCAGCCUGCUCGCUGGCGGCUUCGGCAACAUCCUGGCUUACGGCCUGAUGAAGAUCCGUGCGGGAGGCUACCUUGGCUGGCGGUGGAUCUUCAUCGUCGAGGGAUUGAUCACCGUGGUACUCGCGCCUCUCGGGUACUGGCUCAUCGUGGAUUUCCCGGACAAGGUGCACCUAUCGCGGCGGCCGUUUCUGACCCCCGACGAGGUGCAAAUCAUCAAGGACCGACUUCAACAGGAUCGAGGCGAUGCCGAGUAUACCAAGAUCACUCCCAAACACGUCAUCGCCACGCUCGGCAAGUGGCAGCUGUGGGUGUACUCGUUGCAGUUCAUGUGUGCGGGUAUCGGCGUGUACGCGUUUGCAUACUUCACGCCGCUGAUCUUGCAGGGACUGGGCUUCACCACCACCAAGGUCUACCUGUUGUCGGCGCCUCCCAACAUUGCAGCCAUCUUCUACGCCUUCGGCCUGUCGUAUCUAGCUGACCAUCUCAAGCUCCGUGCGCCCUUUGUCGCCCUCCACUCCAUCGUCACCAUCGUGGGGCUGAUGCUGGUCGAAUAUUGCAAAAACAACUCGGUUCGAUACUUUGGCGUCUUCCUCGGCGUUGCGGGUGCCAACGGCAACCUGCCGGCCAUUCUGGCCUGGCAGGCGAAUAACAUUCGUGGGCAAGAUACAAGAGCGGUGGCCUCUGGCUUUCAAAUCGCCGCGGGUGCUAUUGGUGGAAUCUACGCAAGCACCACCUUCAUCGCCAAACAGGCCCCGAAGUACGCUGGUGGACUCUGGGCAACAGCGUUCAGUCUCGACUCGGCCUAG
Messenger RNA from Capronia epimyces CBS 606.96, 1152 nucleotides. RefSeq lists its product as uncharacterized. The transcript has 7 exons. Gene Ontology annotation, cellular component: membrane. Gene Ontology annotation, molecular function: transmembrane transporter activity. Bases 1 to 1152 code for a protein of 383 amino acids. NCBI's taxonomy places the organism in Eukaryota, Fungi, Ascomycota, Eurotiomycetes, Chaetothyriales, Herpotrichiellaceae. The record is from RefSeq and is a predicted model, not a curated record. Gene Ontology annotation, biological process: transmembrane transport.